AGUUCUGUUUUUUAUUAGACGAGGAGGGUGUAGACUCUCCCCGAAGGGUGAAAUAUUUUUCCUUGAGCCUCCCUGAGUGACUGGGGAAAAUGGGAAAAUGCAUGACCCUCCCUCCACCAUUAACAGCCCUUUUUGUAGCCAAUAUAUUUUGACCAAAUAGGUGUUGGAGCCAAUAUUUGAAAAUUCAACUAUAAUUUCCGUUUAUACAGUUUCUGGCCAUGAUAAAUGGUGUGAUGUGAGCGAUUUUUAAAGAGAACAUGCCUUUGACACCCACCGACGGGUUUUGGGGUUCAGAUAGCCUAGUAGCCUAUUUAAAUCAGCAGCUGGGUGCUGUUCGAUUUCACUGUCUUUUGUCUGUGCUGCUCUCUGCUCUGAUUCUCACAGACACAGAUCUAUGUUAUAAGAUUUUUAGUUUUCUAAUUGCACUAAAUAAAGGUUACAGAAAAGUGUGCACACACUCAGGCCAGGUGCAGGAUAGCACAUGCUGUCGAGGUAAAAGCCGAGAAUAUCAGGAAAUUGAAUUAUAGCUCCCAAACAUUUAAUGUAACUCAACAUUCAUGUUAUGAGAAUUGUUGUGUUAACAUGCUAAUGUGUUUAUACCUGCCAGAAAAAUACUGACAUAAUGAUUCUCAACUCCCUCUCCAUGCUUUGUGCUUCUACGUGUCCACAUCUGAAUGUAGCCUAUGUCUGCACAUAUGAAAGCCACAGCAGGAGGUGGAGGAGGAGGAAAAUUGCGGAGUUUAGCCACUUCCGCACCAUGUGAGCUAAGGGGACUGAAGCUUAUUUGCUCCCAGUUGGACCCACAUCCUCCGGGAUACAGCAGCAGCCCGGCUUGGCCGAGCUUUACAUCCGCCAGAGGAAGCGAGAUCAAACGAUAGACAGAGACCAGAGUCCAGGGAAGAGGCAUCAGCAGCUGGGUACACACAGCGGAGUCUGUCAGUGACACAGACAAUCCGAGAGCUCAGACCAGCCGCGAACAUGACUGCAGACGUGGCGGUGUCUCUGUCGAUGCUUGUGGGGAUCGUCGCGAUGAGCGAUGCGACCCGCAGGUUGUUGAGCAGGGCCCUUGCGGAUACUGGGCUUGCUGUGUACGCCAUGGAGCUCGUGUCCACCUUCCAGCUGUGCUGCUGCACGCACGAGCUAAAGCUACUGUCUGAGGUGGGCGGGAUCGAGCCUCAGCUCGCGCUCACCUUGACGUACCUGGCGGCCGUUGUCCACGGGUUCACCUUCAACGGGGCCACUGGGAACCCCUCCGGUGCGCUCGAGCACGCCUACCAUGCGAGGUUUUCAGGCGGAUGCGCCCUGCUGCGGAUUGCCUGCCAGUUCGCCGCGGCUGCCGCAGCGCGAUUUGCAGUGCCGGUGAUUUGGGGUAUUGGGUUGUCGGGACUGCAUGUGCGGCAUAAGCUGCUCGGUUACCGGUGCAUCAGCCCCAUUCACGCUCCACUGCUCAAGGCCGCUGCCGUGGAGCUCGCGUGCUCUUUUGCAGUUCAGACUGCUAUAACGCACACGCGAUCGGUGGAGGCGAAAUACCGCGUGCACGCGGUGGCUGCGGUUAUUGCAACAGUAGUGUAUGCAGGUGGCAGUUUGACAGGAGCAGUGUUUAACCCUGCAUUGGCCUUCUCCACACAGUUCCCCUGCAGUGGAAACUCCUUCCUGGAGUACUGCCUGGUCUACUGGCUCGGCCCGCUGUUGGGUAUGAUGAGCUCAGUGCUGUUGUUUGAUAAACUCGUCCCUCUGCUGUCAAGGAAAUCACCGUCUCUCCAUCUCCCCCUGGAGACUAAGAAGAGGACAUGAGCAUUGCCGGGCAGCGUUUAUAACCCAGAGUACAUGUGAAGAUGUUGUUACUGACAGACUGUUAACCUGCUGCUGAUUUCAGUCAUCACACGUUAGGAAAAAGUACAGCACUUAUAUGCACUUUUCUAAAGACUUCAAGACCUCAAGAGCACAUCUUAGAAGCUAAACAGAAAACUUAACUCAUUUAGUGUUUUUGUAGGCUAAAUCUCAUAAACAAGGCAUGCAGAAAUUGAUCGGCCAAGUUUUACUUUACAAGGUGGUUGAUCAAACACUAAAACCAAUUGCUAUGCAGUAUACACUCAUCUGAUUUAAACAUUUUAGACAUUUCAACAUUUUUGGGGGGAUCUCUAACCAGAACCAGUAUCACCCCCACAACUGUUCACACAACACAUGGGAAACAUCAAUUUCUGUUACUAAAAUAUUAGUCAGUUUCAGUAGCUAACAAAAGAGUAUGCCUUGUUUUUGCAUGAUCUUAAGGCAGAUUACAGCAUGUCAAUGUCAAGUCCUGCAAACAAGUCUUGUAAUUGCAAUAAUAUACAUUGAUCCAAGGUUUUUUGUUAAAUGUUAUACUUAAGCUAAUUAACUAAUUAUAAACUGAAACAUUUCUAGGCCUGAUGGAAAUUUGAGAAUUGGAUGAUCUUAGCGCAGUGAGCCUUGCCUUUAUUUGUAUUACACUUAUCUGAGAAAAGUUAGUGUUAUUGUACAUAUAUAUGUAAUUCAUGUUUAUAUACAUUCCAGAGCCAAGCACAGUGUAGUAAUGAACUGUACACAGGUCUGUGCCUUUGAAUUCUCUGUAAAAAGUGGAAAGGCAUUUUGAACUGUGAAUUCAGUAUUUUGUUGGACCCCAUUUUGAUAUAAGAUUCAUUAUCUGAUUGAUGGUUUAUUUUAAUUUCUAAAUGGUGCUCAGUAGAGCUUAAACACUUUCUUGAUUAGAUAAUUGACAGAAAAAUGAGAUUCAGCAUCUGAAUCUUCCUCUUCCUGCAACGAGCCAAACAGUGUCGGAGAAACACUGAUUUGUGACGUGAAGAUGCUUUAUUCAGUGUAUUUACUGGUUUUAAUCACCUGGACCGUUUGUUUUGGGGAGGAAGAGACCUCUGAGGAUAAUUCGGAUCACGGUAAAAAAACUCCUGAACAGUGAUCACAGAAGGAAUCCUAACUGGGAUAUCGUGUUUGGCACAUGGGAGAAGUUUCUGCUGAGUGCAAUCUGGAAUCCUCAACCACUAGAUGC
Epinephelus moara (kelp grouper) is the source of this 3022-nucleotide messenger RNA. RefSeq names its product aquaporin 11 (gene aqp11). Gene Ontology annotation, cellular component: cytoplasm; membrane. Bases 979 to 1794 code for a protein of 271 amino acids. Gene Ontology annotation, biological process: transmembrane transport. The transcript has 3 exons. Lineage: Eukaryota; Metazoa; Chordata; Actinopteri; Perciformes; Serranidae. The record is from RefSeq and is a predicted model, not a curated record. Gene Ontology annotation, molecular function: channel activity.